AUGGAUUCUAGCGAUGCGCAUGAGAGUACUCAGCCCAGGCAGCGCAUCACGACUAUUGUUUUCGCCGUGUUGGCUAUUUUCUUUGUGGUGCUGAGACUAGUAGCUCGGGGCAUAAAACACGUUCAUCUUGGAGCGGAUGACUGGGUUCUGAUUGUGGGAUUGAUCUUUUCGUUGGUUAUUGCGGGAAUCAACCUUGCCUGUAUUGAAUAUGGCAUGGGCACACAUACUUAUACCAUCUCUUCCGAGGGUCAAUCCAUGGUUUUCAAGUUGAUUUACGCGUUUGAACCACUCUAUAUUACGACAGCCGGCAUCAUAAAAUUUGCCGUACUGCUCAUGUACUAUCGAAUCUUCCCUGUCCGUCUCGUCAAAAUCGGUGGUCUAGUCCUUGGCGGAGUCACUCUCACUUGGGUUAUAGCCAUGGAUCUCCUCGCCUUGUUUCAGUGCUGGCCAAUUGCCAAGGCGUUCAACCCCAUGCUUCCUGGUCACUGCAUCGUUCUCAAGGGCGCACUGAUCGGGAACGGGGUACCAAACUUCGUGAUAGACAUAUGUAUUCUGGCUUUACCGGCAAAACUCAUUUGGGGGUUGCAGGCAAGGCUAUGGCAGCGUAUAUCAAUCAUAUGCGUUUUUUUGACGGGAAGUUUCGUCGUAAUUGCGAGUAUCUACCGCUUCAGCCUCAUUUUCAUCUUCGAUAUCACCGAUGUGGCUUGGACCAUUGCCGAUGCGCAAACCUGGUGUGUCGUUGAGAGCGCUGCAGGUGUAAUUUCCGCAUGUUUACCUACCCUCACCCCGAUUAUCAAACAUUUCACCAAAGGCGUGGUCUCGGCCGCUCUCUCGCUCUCAAAAUCAAAUCUGACACAGUCUGGAGCUGGAGCUCUUUCACAAGUUGAUGCUGGUGAGGCAGGGCUGAUUGGUGGAGAAAGCAAGGUCACGAUCACAGCCGGUGACGUGCCUCGUCAUAGUAAUGGGAACUAUGCGCUGACAGAUAUGAGCCCUAGCAAUCGGGGGAGCUCACAUCUAAAGGGCAAGGGUUGGACUAUGAUAAGCGCCGAAACUGAUAGGGAUUCAACUUAA
Penicillium robsamsonii is the source of this 1071-nucleotide messenger RNA. RefSeq lists its product as uncharacterized. Bases 1 to 1071 code for a protein of 356 amino acids. NCBI's taxonomy places the organism in Eukaryota, Fungi, Ascomycota, Eurotiomycetes, Eurotiales, Aspergillaceae. The transcript is spliced from 5 exons. The record is from RefSeq and is a predicted model, not a curated record.